Messenger RNA from Lepidothrix coronata (blue-crowned manakin), 869 nucleotides. RefSeq names its product erythroblast NAD(P)(+)--arginine ADP-ribosyltransferase-like. Lineage: Eukaryota; Metazoa; Chordata; Aves; Passeriformes; Pipridae. The transcript has a single exon. Gene Ontology annotation, molecular function: NAD+ poly-ADP-ribosyltransferase activity; NAD+-protein-arginine ADP-ribosyltransferase activity. The annotation marks the transcript as partial. The record is from RefSeq and is a predicted model, not a curated record.
UCCCCGGGCUGACCCCGCUCCCCCUCCCCACCUCCCCAGUCCCUCCCAGAGGAAGCGGCCGCGGCCCCGCCUGCGUCCUCACAGUGCCUGGGGGGCCCUGGAGAGUCUCUGCCCACCAUGGAGCUCCUGGUGCUGGUGCUGCUGGCCGUGCCCUCGGCCACCGGCAUCAAGGAGCUGGCACUGGACAUGGCCCCCGACGCCUUCGAUGACCAGUACUGGGGCUGCCGGGACGAGAUGCUGAAGGUGCUGCCGAAGCUCAACCGCUCCGAGUUCACCACCAACCGCGUUUACGCCAGAGCUUGGGCCGAGGCCGCUGCCGGCUGGAGGCGAUCCCGGGGGUCCCGCCUGCGGCCGGACCAGGGCAUCGCCCUCCGGGCACUCACCCUGCACACGGAGCUGUACGAGCAGUUCAACAGGGCUGUGCCCAGGGCCGGGCGCUCCCCCCAGGAAUAUCGGGACAGAUUUGACUUCAAGGUGCUGCAUUUCCUGCUGACCACGGCCCUGGAGGACCUGCGGGAUGCCCCGACCCACCCCCGCUGCCUCCACGUGUACCGGGGCGUGGACUGUGUCCGCUUCACCGCCCAGCCCGGCGACGUCGUCCGCUUUGGCCACUUCACCUCCUCCUCCCUCAACAAGACAGUGGCCGAGGGGUUCGGCACCGACACCCUCUUCGAGCUGGACACCUGCCACGGCGCCAAAAUCCAGGAAUUCUCCGACCACCCCGAGCAGGAGGAAGUUCUCAUCCCGCCCUUUGAGACCUUCAGUGUCACCAGUGUCACCCAGCAAGGGGACAAACCCCACAUCCUGCUCCGCUCCCUCGGCGUGCACAGCAAGUACAACUGUGUCCGUCCCUCAGGUGACAGCCCUGG